UCGUUAUCUUUGUAGUUUUAAAUGAUUCGUCCCGCAAAAACGUACGGAUCGAAUCCCAAAAUAAGAACGUAGAGGCGGACAGAGCUUGAGAGUGCACAGUAACAGUCACGCCACCCCAAACCCAACUCCUGCUCCUCCAUCUCCAUCUUCAUCUUCAUCUUCGUCUUCAAGUCGAAUGUACCUUUUGACUUUGAUCGAAACCUCUCUCUCGCUUUGCGUUGCGAGCAGAGAGAGACAUCUGAUCUUCUUCCCUUCCAAAAUAUAUUCUCAUCACUGCUCAAGGUAAUAUGUUCUAAUCCUUCCUUUUCCAUUCUUUAUUACUAGUUACCACGCCCCAUCCGACCUCCUCUCAUUCACGAUGCCGGGCCUAGUCUCCGUUAAGACCCCGCCGGACUCUACGCCGCUCCGGGUUUCAGUCCCCGAUGCCCAAAGAUCCGAGCCCGUCAACUCUAAACCUCCCUCCCCGCUCCCUAAGAGACUUCCUUCUCCUUCCUCUUCCCGAUCCAAAUUCUCUCCUAGGAAGCCCCCGCCAGAGACCCCCACCCCGGAUCUCAACCCCAACUCCGACUCUGCACUUGACAACCCGGAUCUCGGCCCUUUCCUCCUCAAACUUGCCCGUGACGCUAUCGCUUCCGGCGAGGGCCCCACCAGGGCUUUGGACUACGCGCUCCGUGCUUCCCAGUCGUUCGAGCGGUGCGCUUUGGCCGACGGCGAGCCUAGCCUGGACCUUGCGAUGAGCCUUCACGUUCUGGCCGCGAUAUACUGCAGCCUUGGCCGCUUCGAGGAGGCGGUCCCCGUCCUGGAGAGGGCGAUUCGGGUCCCCGACCCUCCGAGAGGUGCGGAUCACGCGCUAGCCGCGUUCUCGGGUUACAUGCAGCUCGGGGACACGUACUCGAUGCUCGGACAGGUCGAUAAAUCCAUCGUCUCCUACGAAGAAGGGCUUAAGAUCCAGAUCGAGGCCUUGGGGGAGUCGGAUCCGAGAGUCGGAGAGACUUGCAGGUACUUAUCAGAGGCCCACGUUCAAGCAAUGGAGUUUGAUAGAGCAGAAGAGUUGUGCAAGAAAACUCUUGAAAUUCAUCGUGUGCACAGUGAACCAGCAUCUCUUGAAGAAGCAGCUGAUCGUCGGCUGAUGGCUCUCAUAUGUGAGGCAAAAGGAGACUACGAAACAGCCCUUGAGCACCUUGUCCUUGCCAGCAUGGCAAUGAUUGCAAACGGAGAAGACAGUGAGGUUGCUGCUAUUGAUGUCAGCAUUGGCAGCAUUUACAUGUCUCUCUGUCGCUAUGAUGAGGCUCUAUUUUCCUACCAGAAGGCCCUUACCGUUUUCAAAUCAUCAAAGGGUGACAACCACCCUUCUGUUGCCUCUGUUUUUGUACAUCUUGCUGACCUAUAUCACAGAACCGGAAAGCUCCGAGACUCCAAAUCCUACUGUGAAAAUGCCCUGAAGAUAUAUGCGAAGCCUGUGCCUGGAGCUACAGCAGAAGACAUUGCUGGCGGGUUGACUGAGAUAUCUGCCAUUUAUGAGUCUGUGGAUGAGCCUGAGGAGGCUCUGAAGCUUCUGCAGAAGGCAAUGAAAAUGUUGGAGGAUAAACCAGGACAGCAAAGCACAAUUGCGGGAAUAGAAGCACGAAUGGGAGUGAUGUUUUACAUGGUUGGGAGGUAUGAAGAAGCAAGGAACUCCUUUGAAAGUGCUAUAGCAAAACUUAGAGCCUGUGGGGAGAGGAAGUCGGCCUUCUUUGGGGUUGUCUUGAACCAAAUGGGAUUGGCUUCUGUACAGUUGUUCAAGAUAGACGAGGCAGCUGAGUUGUUCGAAGAAGCAAGGGGGAUUCUGGAACAGGAGUGUGGCCCAUUCCAUCAAGAUACGAUUGGAGUAUAUGGCAAUCUUGCGGCAACUUAUGAUGCCAUGGGGAGGGUAAAUGAUGCAAUUGAAAUUCUGGAGUAUGUCCUAAAGCUAAGAGAAGAAAAGCUUGGAAUUGCAAAUCCCGACUUUGAAGAAGAGAAGAGAAGGCUAGCCGAGCUCCUGAAAGAAGCAGGCAGGACGCGAGACAGAAAAGCGAAAUCUCUGGAAAAUCUCAUCGAUCCCAACUCCAAGAAGACGAAGAAAGAAGCGAUGAAGAAGUGGCCUAGCUUGGGUUUUCGAAUUUGAGAAAAAAAUCGAUCGUUCUUCCCGAUUCCCAUGUCUUAUUGCUCUCUUACACGUGCACAUUCUGUAGCAUAGAGGAUCAUGUAAAGGGGUUGAAGUUGUAAUUUGGUGAGGUUUUCUGUUUAUUGAUCUUUGAAAUCCCCACUUGUUUUGAUAUGUGAAUUGUUUUGUUCUUUGAGCCUUUUAAGUUGUCUGCCGUAAGGAAAUUUGCCCAUUUGAGUGAAUAAAUUUGAUAACAAUGUUUGCUCCUCAUCAUUUAUGUCUCAUCCUUUAAUUAAACAUCAUUGAACACACAAACUAUUCAAAUUCUAACCAUGACGAUUCACCUGUCCACAAUCACGAUGACCUCAAUCAAUAUUUGAAUCCAACAGCUGAUACCACCAGUUCUCUCUGUACUAGAAUGUUGGGCAGGAAAACCCAUUAGAGAUAUCAGCAAAUGCCUUGUGGUGUUCUGUGUUGCUACAAACAUAUCUAUAUUUGCACUAAAUCUUCUUUGACUUGUGAAUGCCUGAUGACAUAUGAGAGUUGCAUUCCAUGACUUAUUCUCAAUGCAAUAGAGGGGAAUUUUGAUGACAUAUGUUCAUAAACCUAGAAGGGCAGAACAGUUGUCCAAAAGGGGAGCCAGAUAAUUCAUAGUGCAAAGUAUGAGGUCUGAUCCCCCAAAAAACUCAACUUAAAUGAUUUGGAUAAGUUAGACUUGAAUUCAGGGUAAGUGGCAUUGGCAGGAAUGCCAAAUGGCCUUUUUUUUGUUUAAAUUUUAUCUAACAACCACCCGAGGACAUCAAUAAUUCACUCUGAUAUCUGCAAGGCUCGGGUGGUCAUGCGAAUCUCGAAGGCAGUGUACAUCUAGUUUCUCUCACCCUCAGAUUUGGGAUGCCAUUUUUUCUCAACACCCGCCUUCAUUUAAAGGGACUCCCUUCCAUGUGUUGCUUCAUGUUGCAGGACCAAAUACAUGUCAUGCAAGUGACCUAUCAGUUUUGGGUACCAUCCAAAACAUAUGCUUAAUAUGAGACAGACCCUCACCGAACAACCAUCUAUAUUAAUUCCUAUUUGAAUUAUACAUUGAUACAUACAGCUUGUAACUUUUAACUUGGAAAUCCACUUUUCUUUUAGCUUUCUCAUUGUUCUUCUUCUUCUUCAGCUCCAGUAAUGGUUUCUGCAGAUGCUGCUCGAACUGUAGUUGGUAUCCUAGGAAACAUUAUCUCACUCUUCUUGUUCUUAUCCCCAGUG
This is a messenger RNA of Juglans microcarpa x Juglans regia, 3370 nucleotides long. RefSeq names its product protein KINESIN LIGHT CHAIN-RELATED 1-like. Lineage: Eukaryota; Viridiplantae; Streptophyta; Magnoliopsida; Fagales; Juglandaceae. The transcript has 4 exons. The record is from RefSeq and is a predicted model, not a curated record. Gene Ontology annotation, molecular function: protein binding. The coding region runs from base 359 to 2143 and encodes 594 amino acids.